CGUAAAUGUAUAUGGACAUAUAUUGAUAUUCGGUAGAUGUCUAGAAGCAACAAAUAUGGAAACGAUUAUCAUAAUAAAUAAAUCUCAAAGAGCACAAGGUGACAAAACAAAAUGAGAAAGCCCCUGUAACCAUUUCAUUAUAUCUGCGAAGAAUAUAACUAGCACACGGGUCUUUCACGAGACGUCCAAUUGACCAGUUAAGAGGAAGAAUGGCUGAAUUUCUUUGAUUGACAAAUACACAGCAACUUAAAUCCAUAUAGAACAAACGUGUAUACAAAGACAAUUGGACAAAUGAUGUCAUAUCCAGGUAGCAAGUAUAAGGCCUCUCUUAAAGAUGAACCGACCAAUGGAGAGGUUGAACUAUUGAAGAUGAACUCUGAACCAUCGAAUGAUCAAAAUAUGAACUGUGAUCCAGAAAAGGUCCCAUUUGAAACAAAACAAAAUGGAAAAACGUUAAUGGUGAAUUACGUUGACAGAACAACUUGCAGGAGAAGACGAACGAGUUUAGAGAAAUAUCUUAUUGUUUUGUGUCUCAUAUUCCUCUGUGCAUUUGUAACAUUUCUUGUUCUAGCCCUCACAAAAGACGCAUCUUUACACCAAGGUUUAUCUAGUCAACUGAUCCAAUCAGCCGCCAACACUAAAUCCAAAACUCAGCCAUGUUUGACAAAAUACUGUGUACAAACAGCUGCGUUUAUGUCUAACAAGAUGGACACGAAUGUAGAUCCGUGUGACGACUUUUUCAACUAUGCAUGCGGCACAUGGAACCGGAAGCAUGUCAUACCAGAGGACAAAUCUAGCUACAACACAAUUGUAGAACUACAUGACAGUUUGCAAAUUACUUUAAAAGCACUAUUGGAAGAGCCGAGGUUAGAAUUGGAUAGUAGAGCAACUCUUCUUGCUAAAACGUUGUACAAAUCGUGUGUGAAUACAAGUCUUAUAGAAGAUGCGGGAGAUGCUCCUUUGAGGAGCCUACUGAAAGAAUUGGGAGGUUGGCCACUAACAUUGAACCAAUGGGACGAAUCACAGUUUAGUCUUGAGAAACUCCUGGGUAAACUUAGAGGAACGUACAACGCGCCUGUGUUAAUUGAUCAAUGGGUAUCACCGGAUGACAAGAAUUCAUCACGAUAUAUCAUUCAGCUUGACCAGGCUGGGCUUGGAAUGCCUAGUAGAGAAUACUUCCUCUCGAGUAAGCACGAGCGUCAAAAAGCAGCAUAUGUGAAACUACUGAAAGCUGUUUCUAGACUAUUAGGGGCAUCUCGGGAUGUAGACAAACAGAUAGAAGACAUAUUACACUUCGAAACUAAAGUAGCAAAUAUGACAGUCCCAUUACACAUGAGACAGGAUACUGGAGAAAUGUACAACAAGAUGUCCCUGAUCAAAUUGAGCCAGAAAAUGCCGAAGUUUGACUGGCUACUGUACAUAAACUCAAUGAUGCCAUACCCACUUACCGAAGAAGAAGAAGUUGUUGUGUACGCCCCCUCGUACCUAUCUGACCUUGUAGCGCUAAUAAACAUCACACCAAGAAGAACUGUAGCGAACUAUGUAAUGUGGCGAACUGCCAUGGGGCUGAUACCAGAGAUGACAGAAAAAUACAGAUCAGAGAUCAGGGAAUAUAGUAAAGUCCUCCAGGGUGUGACCAAAGAAAAGGUGCGCUGGAAAAAAUGUGUGGAGUACUGUAAUGAGCAGAUGGGUACAGCAGUGGGAGCAAUGUUUGUCCGAGAGAAUUUCCAGAAAGAUAGCAAAGAAGAUGCAUUGGAGAUGAUCCAUAACAUACGAGAGGCUUUCAACAAGAUGUUGAUGGACAAUACCUGGAUGGACGAGGACACUAAACGUGUCGCAAAAGAAAAGGCAGAUGCCAUCAACGAACGGAUAGGCUACCCUGAUUAUAUCACGGACAAAGAUGCGUUGGACGCUAAGUUCAAAGGGUUAUCAUUCCGUGAGGAUUCUUUCUUCAACAGCACACUGCAGCUGGCACAGUUCAAAAUCAGAUACAACUUGAUGAAACUCAAUGAAACCGUAUCCGACAAAUGGGAACAAGCCCCAGCAGUAGUGAACGCUUUCUACAACCCAAGCACCAAUGAUAUAAUGUUCCCAGCUGGAAUUCUUCAACCGAUGUUCUACAGCAAGAACUAUCCAAAAUCUCUAAACUAUGGAGGAAUUGGCGUUGUGAUUGGCCAUGAAAUAACACAUGGGUUUGAUGAUAAAGGGCGCCAAUAUGACAAAAACGGCAACUUGCAGCAAUGGUGGAAAAAUGAGACGAUUCGGGCUUUUCGCGAAAGGGCCAAGUGUAUGAUAGACCAGUACAAUGAAUAUAAAUUAGAUCAGAUUGGAAUGAAUAUAAAUGGCAAGAUCACACAAGGAGAAAACAUUGCAGACAACGGAGGACUAAAGGAAGCGUUUCUAGCCUAUAGAAUGUGGGUGGACAGGAAUGGUGAAGAACAACUACUACCAGGCAUAAACCUUACACAUAAUCAGCUCUUCUUUCUCAACUAUGCUCAAAUCAUGUGCGGCAAGAUGAGGAACGAACAAGCCCUUAUCAAGAUUAGAACAGCCGUGCAUAGUCCCGGACAGAUACGUGUUUUAGGUCCACUGUCAAACUCUGUUGAAUUUUCGGAGUCUUUCAAUUGUCCUUUGGGAAGCCGGAUGAACCCUAGAAAAAAGUGUUUGGUAUGGUAACGAUGAUUUGACAAAAUAUGCAUGAAGGACGAAAAAUGUCUGUGCUGUAUUUGUUUCCGGUAAUCUUCACUUCGCCAAAUUAGAAAAAAUCGAACACUAGUAUACAACUAUAUAAAUCAAAUUGGAUCUGGCAGAGCAAGCGAUCAAAGCACCUGAGAAUUCAAUAAUAGAUGUAUAAACAUGAUAAAUAGGUCGUGUAGUUUUUAAAAGGGCGAUAGGCGAAAAGGUUACAUUAUGUUAUAUCAUUGUAGAUAAAUGGCAAGAUCACCAAGUAGUAUAGAAAAUACAAAUAAGUGGACAUAAUAUGUAAUAUAAAUUAUAAUUCUCAAUAUCCAUUUGUAAACGAACAUCUAGUAAUACCAUGUACUAACAAAAUUUUCAUUUGCUUACCCAUUUAUUCUGAUUCUGAUACUGACAUAAAUCGUGUGCGAUACUAAUAUCAAGAAGAUGAGCAUAAUCAAAACACAUUCAUGGUGCUUUUUUAAGAAUCUUUUACCAAGAAAAAUGAUUGAUAAGGAUGUGAUGAAGCUUAUGCAACAGUUAUAUCAAGUACAUGUACCUUUCUGUGAUAAACCUUGAGCAUAGUUGUUUUGAGUACAAUGGUUUUGCUAGUCCAUUCAAACUUGGGACAGUAUCAUACCAUUAGUACCUAAAAUAUAUGUACAUACAGUAUACAUAUAUAUUUAUUUCUCGUACAUGUAUAAUCAUUACAACAAUUACUGUAUAUAUGAAGAACAGUUGUG
Owenia fusiformis is the source of this 3419-nucleotide messenger RNA. Lineage: Eukaryota; Metazoa; Annelida; Polychaeta; Sabellida; Oweniidae. The record is from the annotation of a GenBank genome assembly.